Messenger RNA from Aspergillus fischeri NRRL 181, 891 nucleotides. RefSeq lists its product as uncharacterized. NCBI's taxonomy places the organism in Eukaryota, Fungi, Ascomycota, Eurotiomycetes, Eurotiales, Aspergillaceae. The record is from RefSeq and is a predicted model, not a curated record. The coding region runs from base 1 to 891 and encodes 296 amino acids. The transcript has a single exon.
AUGAAAUACCUUCUUUUCUUUCUCCUCUCGUCUCUUCUGUUUCUGAGCAAGGCCGUUGUGGCCCUCAAAGAAUCCAAACCCUCGGAGACGCUCUACUUUUACCAAGCCUAUCUGGUCGAAUUCAAGACAAGGGAUUCCAAACGGCGAACAAUUGCAAAAACAUGCUCAAAGACUGAUACUCCCUGCACAUACCCAGCAUUUCUGAGGCAUAUUUUGUCGCAAGACUCAUGGAGGAAAAUCUCCCAGGACUCAAAAUUCACAGCAAUCAGAACAAUCAUCGAGACAGCUGAUACGACCGAUGUCAUAACUACAUCUCGGAGACUAAGGGAGAAGAACUUUGACCCUAAAUAUGAUUUCUCGCAACUUCUCGAGGGCACAAGCAAAUCAUCACAAUUUGGUCCUAUCUUCGAAAAGAUAGAUGGGCUGAUCAGGGAUCAGCUAGGUUCUGACAAGGUCGCGGAGCACAGAAAGCCUAUGGCAGACGCGCUAGAUCUCAUCCAGAAACAUCGCAUCGCCAACAACAUGAAAUACUUUAUCGCGGAGCUCAAGCAAGAGUUAGGGAUCGAGAAGCUUGCACUUCAGGAUCCGAAUCCGAAAACCCCUGAUGGUUUCUCGUAUCAAGCCUACGAUACAGCAAAGACAGUCGAGCAACUGGAAAAGUCGGCGAAAAACGAGGCCGAUCCAGAGAAGAAGGCAAAGAUCAACGCGCAAGCUGAUGGUCUCGCAGCCAAGAUGCAGGAGCUCGUUAUAAAGAUACGUUCACCAAAUUAUAAAGAGAAGAUUAAGAAUAAUGAGGAGCUUAAUACCUUCAAGAGGCACCAGGCUGUGAUUUUCCGAGCGAAGAACACCUUGAAACUAUUGCAAAAAAUAGAAAAGGGUGGAAAAUGCUGA